AUGGUCUGGGGUGCCGCGUGCCAGAUCUUCGGGGCCAGUCUUAAAAAGCCUUUUAUGCCCAUGUUGUCUGAUUGCUAUCAUGCUUUUCAAUAUACGAUCAUCCAACCGAUUUUUGGGACUUCAGACAUCAUCGGCGUGCCAAAAAUGGAGACUGAAAAGAUCGUCCCAACUGAGCGGGAGCUCAAGAACUUCGAACUGAGCAAUCCAGAGACAAUCACCCUCAUCCAGAAAGCACAGGAGAGCGAUGCUGCCGACCGCCAGUUGACCAUCCCUCAAGCUUUGAAAAAGUACAAGAAAGCCGUUUUCUGGAGCUGCUUACUCUCAACUGCUCUGAUCAUGGAAGGCUAUGACGUCGUCAUUAUCAACUCAUUCUUCGGGCAAACUCAAUUCAGAGAGCGUUUUGGAACCUUUGACGACAAAUCAGGUAAAAAGAUCAUCACCCCAGCAUGGCAGUCGGGUCUUGCGAAUUCAGCCUUGGUGGGCCAGCUGGCAGGUCUUGCUGCCACCUCCUUCGCUCAGGAUCGCUUUGGGUGUCGGCCUACAUAUUUGUUCUUUAUGGCUUGGAUGUGCGCGGUCAUCUUUAUUGCUGUCUUUGCUCCUUCUCUCUCCGUUUUGGCCUUUGGCGAGGCGAUGAGCGGUAUUUCAUGGGGAACACUCACUACGACAUAUGCCUGUGAAAUCGCACCAACAGUGCUACGCCCCUUCCUUACCGCCUACGUCGCCCUCUGCUGGGGAUGCGGGAUCCUCCUUUCAGCUGGUGUCCUGAGGGCGGUUGCCGGCCUUGAAGGGGACUUAGGGUGGCGCCUGCCAUUCUGCCUCCAAUGGUGCUGGCCCUUACCACUGCUCAUCGGGUGUUAUUUUGCCCCUGAAUCUCCAUGGAAUGCAGUGAGACGAAACAAGCUUGAGCUCGCAAAGAAGUCUUUAAUGAGCCUUCGCUCAGACAGCACAACAAAGGAGCAGGAGGUGGAGGCCACACUUGCAUAUAUCCGCCACACAACUGAGAUAGAGAAAGCCGAGAUGGAGAGCGCAAAUUUCUUAGAAUGCUUCAAGGGCACGAAUUUGCGCCGAACUGAAAUCAACUGCAUGACAUGGGCAUCGCAGGUUCUCGAUGGCAACCCAUUGACCAGCUACGCGGUCGUCUUCCUCGAGGCAGCAGGAUUCUCGGAGAUUCAAACAUUCGACAUCAAUAUAUCUAUCUGCGCAUGUUUUGUGAUUGGCGUGCUCAUCUGCUAUCUUAUUUUCCCUUUCUUCGGCAGAAAAACUAUCUAUCUGUCGGGUCUUUCGGCAAUGUGUGUCAUUCUGAUUACAAUUGGUGGACUCGGUUUCGGAAGUGGCCACGAUGCGCAACUCGCCAUUGGAAUUCUACUGGUCAUCUGUACUCUAGUCAACACAAUUUGCAUGGGACCAACCUGUUACCCCAUCGUGGCUGAGACGCCAUCCGGUCGACUGAGAUACAAGACUAUCGCUAUCGGUCGAUUCGCAUACAAUAUUAUUCAGAUUAUACAAAACACUAUCACACCACGCAUGUUGUCCGCCAGCGCAUGGAACUGGGGUGCCAAAUCCGGUCUGUUCUGGGCAGGCACUAACCUGCUCUGCAUCAUCUGGUGUUUCUUUCGUCUCCCUGAGACAAAAGACCGUACAUUCGGCGAGAUCGACCUGCUUUUUGAGCACAAAGUCCCCGCGAGGAAGUGGAAGUCAACUAAAGUCGAUCAAUUCGCCCAUGGUGCUAUAUUCGACGCCAAGGCUGAAGGAGCUGGCCAGGGUGCAACUUACCAUAUGGACUAG
Messenger RNA from Exophiala aquamarina CBS 119918, 1785 nucleotides. Its product is annotated as MFS transporter, SP family, general alpha glucoside:H+ symporter. Gene Ontology annotation, cellular component: membrane. Gene Ontology annotation, biological process: carbohydrate transport; transmembrane transport. The transcript has 7 exons. The record is from RefSeq and is a predicted model, not a curated record. Gene Ontology annotation, molecular function: carbohydrate:proton symporter activity. Bases 1 to 1785 code for a protein of 594 amino acids. NCBI's taxonomy places the organism in Eukaryota, Fungi, Ascomycota, Eurotiomycetes, Chaetothyriales, Herpotrichiellaceae.